AUGGCUGAGCUACUGGUGUCGUUGUUGCUGCAGCGGCCAGCCUCGUCGGUCUGGGACAAGGUCGUCAAGCUGCUGGAGCGAGCGUUCACGGGUCCUGGAGUGAUCGGGAAAGAUACCGUGGGCCUUAACCGGGAGGAGGAGACGAAGAUCUUCGUGGACCUGAUAAACCCGGUAGUGGAGUGCAUGGGGCUGUUGGUGUUGGGCUGCCCGAGCCGCGAAGAGCAAUUUGAGACCCUUCUGCGACAGGACUUCCUAUCCUACUGCCGGAACCCCACAAAGCUGUUCAUCUUUUUCUUUAUCAAGAUGAUCAUGACUGAGACUCAUGUCCCUCUCGAGAUCCAUGAGACCAAAGAGCAGAAUGGCCAACUGGUGCCCUGGCAGGCCUCAUCUGAUGAGCCCAGCUCUGCUUCCAGCAGACUGUUCCCUCGCCAGCUCCUCAAGGCCCACCUCAGAGAAUUCCCUUACCCGAAUGCGCACGAUUACUCGCUGCCCCAGAGCUGUAACCUGGCUGCACUCAAGGAGAGCGGCAUCCGGAACUAUCUGUGCUCGCCAGAACUGUCCCUGCGUCGCCUGUAUCUAAACGAAUUCAAGGGAUUGCCUAAGAAGGUGCCAGCCGGGAGAGUGAGUGACCUGCCUCGGCAGCAGGGAGUGGCCCAGAUGCGGGUGUCCACUCACCUCUUCCGGGCCCGGGAGGAUGAUGAUACCGAGACGCUCUCGAUGCCGCUUUUCAAUUUGUUCGAGCAGAAGGGUGGCUUCGAAGAGUUGUUCGACAUCGCGCUGAGGGCAGUGACGGGCUGGGUAAAGACCGACCCGGUGAAGUGGCGGCUGCUGCUGAGCGAGAUCAAGGUUCUGCGCAAGGUCAGCAGGACCCACUUCAUGAAGCUGCUCAAGAAGGAGGAGAGUCUGCUCUUCCUCUUCGAGAUCGCGGGAGGGCGCCCUGAGCAGGCCGAUGAAGGAAAGUGGGAGACCAGUUACAAAAAGAUGUUCGCCUGGCUCUACCACAUCUUCGAUGAGAUCUUCGUUGUCCCUACGCUCAAGCCCCGGAUCGUCUCUGAAGGACUGCUGAGUCUGGUGCUGCAGCGGCUCGCCUUCAUCAGCAAAGAGACUCCGCGAAAAGGAAUUGGCUACGGGGCCGAGAACUCAACCUCCAAAUGGAAUGUCAACGACUACCUCAAUCUCAAGACCGCUCUCAACGACGAGCUGCUAGUGUGCAUCCGCCUGGUCAGCCAGCUCCUGCGUGACCACAAGCUCUCCGAGGGGCUCGCCGAUCAGCUCAUCGAGUCUGCGCUGCUGCCCUUCUUGGAGAGCCAGCUGAGAGGAGGCUCCCUGAUGGAGAUGGAAAAGGACACCAAUUUCCUGAACGGGCUGCUGGAACUACUCGACCAAUUGGUGGCACAACCUGGCCUGCAUCGGUGUCUACGCAGGAUUGGCCCUGGCUACCGGCCCAAGCAGCUGGAGUCGGUCCAGGAGCUGCUGGCCCAGCUGGCUGACAACGCUAGCAUCUUCAUUAACUGUGUGGCCAAUUCUCUGAAGAGCGAGCGAGGUAUCCAGGAGUCAGCGCGACACAUCAUCCGCACCGCCCAGACGCUAGACUCGCUUCUGCAGGCCGAGGAGCAGGGAGUCGGCCGGGUGGACCUGGCCGCUUUGACUCCCGCAGCAAGUUACAAGCUGCUACUCGAGAAAUGCCGGUUCGGGUACUGUUCUGUGCCGAAGUUCGCCUUCGAAAGCAAUGUCAAGAAGAGCAGCAGCAACGCUAAGAUCAUGCGGCUGUCGCAAGAGCUGUCAAAUCUGGCCAACUCGCUGCCAGUGGACAUCACGAACGCCAUCUUCCUGCGGUGCCGAUAGAGCAUGAUCGACGUGAUGCGAGUACUGAUCGCAGGGUCAGAGGGCACACCCUACGCCCAUGGACUGUUCGCGUACGACCUGCACUUCGAGGAUGAGUACCCGAACGUGCCGCCCAAGAUGGUGAUCACGACCACGGGGCAGGGCAAAGUGCGCUUUAACCCCAACCUGUACAGCUGCGGGAAGGUGUGCCUGUCGCUGCUGGGCACCUGGCGGGGCCACAGCACUGAGAACUGGGAUCCGAAGGUGAGCACGCUCCUGCAGCUGCUCAUCAGCACGCAGUCGGUGAUCAUGAGCGAGUACGUCUACUUCAACGAACCCGGCUUCGAGAACGAGCAGGGCACUCCCAACGGCGAGAAGAAGAACGAGGCCUACUCCAACAUCGUCCGCUACUGCAACAUCAAGUACGCCAUGCUCGAAAUGAUCCGUGCCCCGCCCGAGGGCUUCGAGGAUGUGGUCCACCGGCACUUCUUCAUCAAGCGCAGCAUCAUCCUCAAGGAGGUGCGCGGCUGGAUCGAGCGCAGCAAGCGCGUAGAGGCGUCCUACACCAACAUCGUUAACGACCACAAUUCCAAUUGGUGCACGGAGUUCAAGAAGUCCAAGACUGCCUACACCACCAUGCUGGAGGACAUCGUAGCAGAACUCGAAACUGCACUCCACGGGCUAACGCCGCCCGACCCCUCCGCCCUGCGUCCUCGCGGACACAGGCAGACUGCUGAGUCCAAGAAAGAGAGCGCGCAGGUGGCCAGCACUCGGGACAUAGACAUGAGCUACCAGGAUCUUCACCAGAAGCAGUUUAGUAUCGAAGACGAGGGCUCGAAAGAUCGCUUCAGCAGGUACAUCGGUGUCAUGGGGCUGGACUCAGUCAAGCGGCAGUUCCAAACCUCGGUGCUGCUGAUCGGCCUUCCCCUCCUUGGCCUUUAGAUUGCCAAAAACCUGGUUCUCAGCGGGCUCAAAAAACUGACAAUAGUCGAUCCAAAGAAGAACGGAGAACAGCCGCAGCCGGUGUUCAUCGACCACGUCUCCGCAGAGGGGGUAAUAAAGUGUAAGACCAGGCACGGCCUGGAAGAUGGAGACUCCAUCAAAAUAACAGAAGUCAAAGGCAUGACUGGCAUCAACGACUCGGUCACCAAAGUCAAGAAACAGCCGCCCCUAGACCCGAACUUGCAAUUCUUCGACCUCGACAAGCCAGGCAGCAACGAGCACAUGCACUUGUUUUUCAGCGCGCUGGACCGGUUCAGGGCCAAGCAGCAAAGAGGCCCAGAGCCCUGGAAUGCCAAUGAGGUCACCGAGCUGUUAAAGCUGGCUGAUCUAUCCAGCAUCGAAGAGAACACUCAGGUGGCAGUCAUACCGGCCUUCGUGGGAGGGAUGCUGGCUCAAGAGUGCCUCAAGGCCAUCACCAAAAAGUUCAUCCCUAUCCACCAGUACUUCUACCAGUCUUUCUAAGAGCUCAUAGGGCCUGUUACGUUUGAGCAAGGACUUCUUGAAAAUGGGAAGACGAAGUCAUGGCUCGCCCAGGUGCUCGGCCCGAAAGUCGAGGAAGCUGUGAGAGCCAGCAAACUGCUAGUCGUGGGGGCUGGGGCGAUCGGAUGCGAGCUGCUCAAGAAUCUUGCCAUGCUUAAAGCCGGUUGCUAAGGCGAGAUUGUCGUUUCAGACCCUGAUCACAUCGAAAAUAGCAACCUCAACAGGCAAUUCUUGUUCAGGGAGGCCCACCUCAGGAAGCCCAAGAGCGCGACUGCUGCAGCGGCGAUCCUUCAGAUGGCGCCCUGCUUCAAGGACAAGAUCGCGCCCUACAUCGAGCGGGUGGAUGAAAACAGCGAGUCCACAUUCAGUGACAGCUUCUUGAAAGAGCGGACUGUGGUGCUGAAUGCUCUGGAUAACGUCGCGGCCAGGAGGUACGUCGACUCAAGAUGUGUAAAGACAAAGCGGCCACUUCUGGACUCCGGCACACUUGGGCCUAAAGGCCACGUCCAAGUGAUUCUACCCAACAAGACCGAGAGCUAUGGCGAGCAGGAAGACCCUGUCGAAGAGAACUAGAUUCCCCACUGCACCCUGAAGAUGUUCCCCGAAGACAUAGUGCACUGCGUCGAAUGGGCCAGGGACAAGUUUAGCAAGGCCUUUUCGUCAAGAAUCACUGCCCUCAAUAACCACAUGAAGCAAACCCAACCUUUGGAGGAUAAGCAGGUCGAGGCCUUUAUCAAGCUGAUCGAGCGGCGCCCCAAGACUUUUGAGGAUUGCAUGGUGGCUGCUCUAAUCAAGUUCUACAAGUAUUUUAGGAACGACCCCCUGCAGCUGCUGCACACCUACCCUCCCGAUCUCACGCUGAAGAAUGGUGCCCCCUUCUGGAAACUGCCCAAGAGGAGGCCCACUCCGAUUGAGAGGUUUGACCCCAGCGACCCCCUGCACGUCGAAUUCCUUAUUUCUACGGCUGUUCUGAAGGCCAAGGUGCAUUGCCUCGAGUUCCCUAAGGAUUGGCGGCAGCCUGAAGUCCAGUUUCAGCUGUGCAAGCCCUUUUCACAGCACAGCGUGCCCAAGUUCGUACCUUCUGAAGAAAAGAAAGCCAAAAUCAUUGAGGAACAAGAAAAGGAAGACUCCCAUGAAAAAGGCGACAAGUUGAAAUCUUUGCUCAAAUCCGAGUUCAAAGUCCAGGCUGAGUUCUUUGAGAAGGACGAGGACAGCAAUGGCCACAUCGACUGGAUCUACGCGAUGUCGAAUCUGCGAGGGCAGGUGUACUCUCUGCCGCAGAUGGCCAAAAUCGAUGUCAAGCUCAAGGCCGGGAGGAUCGUCCCUGCCAUGGCCACCACCACUGCCAUCGUUGCCGCCUACCAGACUCUGCAGUACUUGAUGGUCAUUCGCAACUAGAUCGACAAGCCUGAAACCAUCAAGUGCCGUAAUAUUUUCCUGAACAUCGCAGUGCCCAUGGCGCAGGUGGCCGAGCCAGGCCCUCCGCUUUCCAAGAAAUUCGCGGGUCACAAGGUGACUGUCUGGGACACCUGGGAGCUGGUCCUCCCUAAGGCGGCGACUCUUCAAAACCUCUUCUAA
Molecule: messenger RNA, 4884 nt
Organism: Hippocampus zosterae (dwarf seahorse)
Lineage: Eukaryota; Metazoa; Chordata; Actinopteri; Syngnathiformes; Syngnathidae
Exons: 8
Biological process (GO): ubiquitin-dependent protein catabolic process; protein ubiquitination; DNA damage response
Cellular component (GO): nucleus; cytoplasm
Molecular function (GO): ubiquitin activating enzyme activity
Source: RefSeq, a predicted model, not a curated record